UUCACUUGUCAAAAUGUCUUGAAAGAAACACGGCGUCAUGUGAUGAAAUGAAAAUGCAUUAAUUCUUGGCGAUAUUUUUCAUGUCUUGUGUUUAAUGUAAAUGCAAGGAGUGAUGAUAGCGACAGGAGUAAUCAUUUGUAUUUUUAUUUGUGACUUUGUGGGAGGAACAAACGUUUUUAUUUGACAUUUGUUUCCACGUGGUGUACGUCAGAUUUUAGUCGACGUGUUAGGAACUUCACAUAUUUUAAGUUCUUGACCGCAUUUUACGAAGAAAUGGAGUCCUUGAAUAUGUCUAAGUUAAACCUGUCCAGCGUGCGAGGCAACACGUCCAACGAAAACAGUGCACGGGCUGAACCCUUCGAAGUUAAACUGGAUACCACCGCGCUAACUGACCCCGACGAUGAAUAUCAUUGUGAAUACAGAGAUGACAUAUGGCAGAGCCUGCUUGAACAAGAGUCACAGAAGCCCACAAUCCACCUGCAAUCACCACAGCUGGAAUUCCGCGGUACAUUAGUGCAGCAGCUGCGUGACGUCACCAAGAAGCUCUGCCUCAGCAUCGCGACACUCCACUCAGCUGUCGCUCAGCUCGACUUGUUCAUGGACGCCCACCGGCUCAGAGCGGACCGGCUGACUCAUGUAGCGCUGGCCUGCCUUAGUCUAGCUGCAAAAGGCGAAGAGAAGAUCGGUCUCGCGCCCACACUGAAAACCUUGGCCAAGAUCAGCGGCGUCCAGCUUUGCGGCAAGACAUUCCGCCAGCUAGAAUGGAUGGUCGGCCAACACGUGCGUUGGAGGCUGCUGGCACCAACUCCUGUGUCCUUCGCAGCGCUACUGUCUCAGUACGUGGUGACUGAUGGCGACCUGACCACCAGACACCCGAAGUUCGUGAGACGGUUCCGCAGAGACGCGGCUCGGUUGCUGGAAAGAUAUCUGGACUUGACGCUGUCUGACGUGCGCCUCAAAGUGGUGGACUCUGUUGACGUUGGCUGCGCGUGCGUCGCGUGCGCGCGCGCCGACCUCGGGCUGAGCGCGUGGCCCGCGUGGCUCGCCGAGCGUGCCGGCCGUAAACCCACCAGCGUGGCGCCCCUCGCGCGUCUUCUGCAGCGGAUGAUGCAAAUACUGAAAUCCCGCGAGAACGGCGGCGAUUCCGAAGCCGAUCAAGGGUAUAGCAGCGCGAGAACAUCUCCCAACCUCACUCCGUGCACUUCCCCGAGGUACCACAUAUCUCCAGCUUCCAGCACUUGCAGCAAUUCCUCCAGAAGUUACAUCAACGUCGACUCUUCCUACCGCCAACACCCAAUCACAGAACGAAGACCAGACUCCUCAUACUCCGUCUUAGACUUAGACGACACAAACGUCCAACCAACCGUGAACGUACAAGAAUACUACCAACUACCCACAGCCGUUGACAUGACACUGCAAAGGGUCGACAACCCAUCGGAGUACAGGUAUUGUAGAUCCCGUAGACUUGUAGAAGCUAGUUUAGAAACUGUCGAACCGUCUACCAGUAUGGCAGUGAAACGAGGCCUCGAAAACAACGUAGAAUUAGAUAGGAAACGGUACAGAUUAACCACUCAAAUGUCACAAGUGGUUCUAUGAUUAUAUCUAGUCCCAGGUCUUCGUUCACGAAUGUAUCAUGGCAACGAUAUAAACAUAUCGUGUGCUGUUCUAUUCGUGAAUGUUGACGCACGAUUGCGAAUACGUGCCGAUUAUUUACUCCUUUUCAUCUUAUUUGUCGGUAUUUGCGAUCGAAACUUAGGAUAAUUUCAACUGUGUAUUCCAAAUAUGCUAUUUAUACAUGUAACGCUGCAGCUAGAUGCUUUUUGAAAUUAUUGCGAAAGAAAUUACGUCAUCUAGAUAUCGCAUAUCUAAUACGACAUAAGUAUACCUAAUUUGCAUAAUAAGUAUACUUAUCUUUAUUCUAAAACUUACACAGUACACGAAAUCUUAAUCAGCUGAAGUGUCCGCGGUACCGAGUUAAUCUGUAUUGUUUAAAAUUGACAGUAAAACGAAAAGCAAUUGAGAAGUGUUAUGUUGAAUGGAAUUGAUGACUAAAGAAUGACUAUUGAACGUGGUUGUGAUACUAAGUAAUCGAAAAGGACACCUUCUCGAUUGUAAUUUUGUACGAAACUGUAGGUGUAGUUAGAAACAAAUUGUUAGGUUAAUGUCAUCGUAUUUGAAUUUGUUAAAUUAGAAUGGAUUAAAACAUAUCUUAAAUAAACCUUGCACUAUUAGAUUUUGAUUUUAACACAGACGAAAUAGAGCAGCAACGAUUUUAUUUUAUAAACCAGAAACGAGAUUGUUCAUAAGAUUCAAUAAGAUCCUACAAAUUAUUCUAAUAUGGUUUAAAUGUGAUGACAUUUUCCUCUAAUUAGUUAAUUAGUUCCGCAAACAUCAACAGAACAUGUCCACAACAGUAUUUAUCCAACAUUCCUGUUAAAUCUGAUGUCAAACUAAAAAAUAACAAAAAUAAGGUCACUUUCAAAUAAGCGUAUAAGUGCGGUUUUGUGUGUAUACUUGCUCAUUUUCGUGUACACGAAUCGCUGAUGUUUCGUUCGCGCGUUUUUCUUUAAGCCGGGUUCAGACGGGUGUAACGCGUAAUGAAAUGUAUCGUGUAAUAUAAUGGAAAAAGUGUGGGCAGCACUAUACAUGUAAUGCUCGUACAAGUAGAAUUUCUGUUACAUUACACGUAAUCUUACAUUACACAUUACACCCGUUUGGCGGCUUUAAGCGCGAAAUAUCACAAAAAUUCGUACAGAAACUGCUUAUUUGACCAUAAAAAAUUUACCAUGUCAUGUUGAUGUUGUGGUUGUCUCGAUUGCCUUAUGACUGUUUAGUGUAGCCUGUAUUAGACACAAUUACUACACAAAAAUAAUCAAGUGUAUGUAAGUUAAUUCAAAUUGUAGUAUCAGAACGAUCUGGAUAUCGUUCUAUAUUAUUUUUUGUUUAAUAUCAGUGACUUAAAUACUCAUAAAUAAUUAAAGUAAGAUAACCAACAUAUACUUGAUUGUAUGGACCUAAAAAAAUAGUUUAAUUGCAAUGAUACUUAAUUUGGACAUCGCGUUACUUUAACUUAUAGUAUUUUAUGUACUUCUUGUCUGUAUAGCGUUGUUUUUGUAUAUGAGUUAUGUAUAGCGAAUACACACUAUUUAAAUGAAUAUAUUAUUAUUCGGUUAGUUGAGUGUUCGAUUGCUGUUUUUAAAAAACUUGGUAUUUGAAAUGUUCUCAACAUAAUUUUAAUGUAUAACAGCAGUUGGACGCUCGAUAUUUUAACCAAUUUCGGCUGUUUUGGAUAAGUUGUGAUUGUUUUAAUUUAUUGUUGCGAGUAUUUCGAAGUGAACUGUUGUUUAUGAACCUGCAUUUAGUUGAAUGUCCUAUCCAUUAGUCAUGUAUUUACUUUUACAUGUUCCUUGAAGUUUUGCAGAUAUUUUUCAAAGUAUUUAAACGCCAAGUUAGUAUUUAAAUAUCUGCAAAAUGCAUAAUUUCUGUGUUUUAUCUGACAUUUUGAGAUUACCAUGACUAUGUGGAUAGUGUUGAUUGCUUCGAGGUAUUUCUCUUUGAGUGAUAUGGAAUAGAAUCUUUUUUUAUAUAGAUUUCUAUCAUCGCUCAGUUUUUACUCGAAGUUGUUUUUAUUUUUUUAAUUUUAUACAAUUCAAAGAUUCCGUUCCAUUACCACUACUUUUUUAUUUACCCCAAAAAUGGGGUCAUCAUUACCACUCCACAUAUUAUUUUGAUGUGACAAAGAUUCAAUGGUGUAGAGAGCUAGGUAAAAUUGACAAAUGUAAUUUUUUGUGUAUAAUUAUGUAGAAGUGUGUAUAGAUGGCCUCAAAGACUCACGCGGGUGUAAUUUUAUGUCGGUUAAGUAUUUUCUUAUAAUUUUUACGGCCUACGUUUUUUUAAAUUCUUUUGUUGAUUUUAAAAAGAUAAUAAUGCCUACGGUGUAUUUUUCAAAUCGUCGAGUUACCAUUACGUUUCUAGAUUUUAAAAUGCCGAAUUUUCUCCAAUAUAUUGAUGAUGUUGAAAUUUUAAGCGCACGAUGGUGUUGCCCUGUUGAUGAAAAUUUUACCCCUGUUUCUAACGUGAUUAGAUUUUUAACUUCCCUGGUGAAUCAAACCGAAGAAAUGUUUCUCAUCUUAUUUUUAGAAAAUCCUAAGUAAUUCUUAUCUUAUACUUUUCCUUCUUUUUCUUACGGUUUUACAAUAAACAACUGCCAGAAACGACUAGUAUAUUUAAAAAAAUCAUUCAUGUGCUUCCUUCAUCAUUCUGAUUUAAAUAAGUUCAUUGAUCUGUAUAAUGUGUUUUCCAGUUCAAACAACAUAAAAGGAACUCAAAAAAUCUGUUUUUUAUUCUGAAUACCUACAUGUGAAAGAGCCAACCAAUUUCGGAGGCUAAAAUUUUCUUGACAUGAUCCCAAGCUAAGUUUUAUUUGGUGUUAACUGGAAACCAUAUUAAUAAUUCAUUAGGUUUACAAUCACCUGUGUAAUCAGCUAUGAUGCUUAUCAAUUGUAUAGUGCAAAUGUUGCACAACAUAAGUAACGGGUAUAUGUAUAACUAAAACUGUUAAAUUAUUGAUUAUAAUCAAAAUAAUGUGUUCUUCUGGAAUUGUAAGGUAUCAAAAAGUAUGGAAACUACAAACCUUUGCUUGCAUUGUUGGAAAUUGUUACAAAUAUAUCAAGUAGUCAAAAUGACGCUUAUAGCAGUCGUAUUUAAAGAUUACAUAAUAUACCUAAGUAUUUACUGUAAAUUAAUACCAUAAUAGAGCCUUACAAUUUUAGAUUAAUAUUAACGUUAAAAUUCAUGGGCCCGUAUUACGAAUCGACGCUUAAAACACAAUUCUCUUCAAAUCUUUGAUUCUAAGAUUUUCUCUCUAUUUUAGUUGAAAUCUUUGAUUGGUUGGAGUUAAAUAUUUAAACCAAUAAGAGCAGAAACUACACUUAAGUUUGAACAGAAAUUCGAGCAUCGUUCGUAAUACAGGCCAUGAAGAUUCAUACAAAAGCAAAUCCUAUGUACGACUAUUAAUGUUAAGACUGAAAGUUAGAUUGUAUGAGCGGCUCAGGGCUGAAAAACGAUUAUUUUGUACUAAAUUAACGUUGAAGACGCAUUGUAAAACUUGAAAUAAAUAUUUAAUACAUCA
This is a messenger RNA of Ostrinia nubilalis (European corn borer), 5131 nucleotides long. It is a transcript of the gene CycJ, whose product is annotated as cyclin-J-like. Gene Ontology annotation, cellular component: cytoplasm; cyclin-dependent protein kinase holoenzyme complex; nucleus. The record is from RefSeq and is a predicted model, not a curated record. Gene Ontology annotation, molecular function: cyclin-dependent protein serine/threonine kinase regulator activity. The transcript has 6 exons. Bases 274 to 1596 code for a protein of 440 amino acids. NCBI's taxonomy places the organism in Eukaryota, Metazoa, Arthropoda, Insecta, Lepidoptera, Crambidae. Gene Ontology annotation, biological process: regulation of cyclin-dependent protein serine/threonine kinase activity; mitotic cell cycle phase transition.